AUGAGAGACUCAGAGGAUCGCGUUGCUCUACAUUAUGCUGCUGAAACUAUGGAGUUGGAUAUGUUUCAAAAGAUAUUUGAACAGGAUCCGACGCUACUAGAUUGUGAAGAUAAAAAUGGACACACCCCAUUGCUUAUGGCUGUAAUGGGUGGCCGAAAUGAUCUCAUUGAGUUUUUGAUUUCGAAAGGUGCUGAUAUCAACCACUGCGACCGAGAUGGUCACUCAGCUGUGCACUGGGCAGUCGUCUGUGGACAGGUGAGAUGAUG
Molecule: messenger RNA, 266 nt
Organism: Strongylus vulgaris
Lineage: Eukaryota; Metazoa; Nematoda; Chromadorea; Rhabditida; Strongylidae
Source: the annotation of a GenBank genome assembly